AUGGCCAUCGACGUCAUCUCCAGAGCCCUCUCCAUCAACAGCAAGUCUGCUGCGACGUUCCCACAGGUCGACAAGUUCGAGGAACUCGUCCUGGCGAUGAAGAAGGUCCUUGGCCCUUCAUCAGGACUGACCUCGGAUGAUGUGGACGUAGGUUCGUUGACUGAUCUCAUGAUCAACUAUGAUAGUAAUCCCAUGGAAUGGUCCAAGUAUGCCUAUGGUGAUGCCAGUCGGGGAUAUACCCGCAAUCUCGUCGACGAGGGGAAUGGCAAGAGCAACCUGUUGGUUCUCGUAUGGUCCCCCGGAAAAGGGAGUCCGAUCCAUGAUCACGGCAAUGCUCAUUGCCUGAUGAAGAUCCUGCGCGGCAGUCUAACUGAAACCCGCUACGCCUUUCCUGAAGACGGUGAUGAACAAGGACCCAUGCAGGUCAUAUCCGAGAAGACAUAUAAAGAAAAUGGUGUCACUUACAUGGCCGACGAACUUGGUUUGCACCGUGUAUCCAAUAGAGGCAGCGACUUUGCUGUCUCAUUGCACUCCAAAGAGGGAUGCCACAUCUUCGACGAGAAGACUGGCAAGAGCAGCCAUGUGCCUGGAUGCCAUUACUACUCAGCGUACGGUCGUCUGAUCAAGAACACAGCCACGAUGCCAGGUCCCAGAAAACGAGGCUUGAAUGUAGUAGACCUCACUGGCGAUGAUUCAGGUCGACAGGCCAAACGUCAAUCGGCUGCUCCCGUACCGUCUUCCACUGGCGUGGGUGGAACAUUUGUUUACAAUACUUUGUCAAAUGGAGCAGGCAAUUUACCAGGUCCUGGAUCGCAGAAUGGCCGGUCCUCUCUUUCUUCCACUCAGCCUCUUACGACGUCUCAGAUGGCUGAUUACGAGCGUGAAGUUUUAAAUUUGACUCAGGACGACGAAGGGCCAGCCAGAGAGCUGUACGGCACGUUUGAAACCAAAAUUGUUGGAAUUCAAUACUACAGGGGUCAUGCAUCAACAGGUGAAGCUGUUCUCUGUCGCAGAGAACCUGAAAAUCAGUAUGACCGCAAUGCUAUACGCAUUGACAAUGUCAUGUACCAACAGAUCGGACAUCUGCCACGCAAAGUUGUGGAAAAAAUCGCCCCGUAUCUUGACUGCGGAGAUAUUCUUCUUGAAGCGCAGCUCACAGGACCCAAAGGGCAAUACGACUGCCCCGUUACGCUCUCCUUUUAUGGGCCCAGUAAUCCGUUGGAAAGAACCAGAAUCGAAAAAGGACUCAAAGGUGAUAAGCUUGUGAAGGCUUCUCAGCUCAACAAGACGAGAAAGGAGUCAGAAGCUCAAAGGGCUAUAAUGGGCUUGAAGGCGGGAAGAACCACGUAUGGGAUGGGUUCCGCAGGCCCCGAAGAGCCAGAGAUAUCUCUGGAGGAUAUCUUGAAAAAGAGCCAAUCAGUAGAGUUCCGGGAUGGGACAGAUGCUCUGAAGACGUUUGCUACAAAUGAAGAGUACUUGUGCAACAUGCCCAGCUGUGAUCAACCAGCCGCUCUUAAGGCAACCCUAUUGCCCUAUCAACUACAAGGAUUAGCAUGGAUGACUUCAAAAGAGAACCCUGCUUUGCCAACCAAGGAGUUAGGCAACCAAGUACAAUUAUGGAAACAAGACAAUAGAGGACAUUACUGGAAUGUCGCUACGGACUUUGUGAGCACGACAGCUCCCCAGCUCUUUUCGGGAGGGAUUUUAGCCGACGAUAUGGGUCUUGGUAAGACUCUUCAGAUCCUCAGCUUGAUUUUGACAGGAGGUUCCGGUACCACUUUGAUAGUUGCACCUGUUGGUGUCAUGACGAAUUGGCAACAACAGAUCGAUAGGCAUGUCAAGCCGGAGUAUCUACCGAGCGUGUUGGUCUACCAUGGAGACAAAAGAAUGACUGCAAAGGAGCUCAUGAACUUUGACGUUGUCAUCACCAGCUACGGCAAGUUGGCCCGCGAAAAGGAUUCAAAUGUCCCUCAAGUUUUGCUGUCACAAAGCAUACAGUGGAAGCGUGUGGUCCUUGAUGAGGGGCACACAAUCCGUAAUGCGAGAACUAAAGUCGCGUUGGCCGCGUGUGCCAUUAAUGCCCAAUCUCGAUGGGUACUGACUGGAACCCCGAUCAUCAACUCUGUGAGAGAUUUGCAGUCUCUCAUAAAGUUCUUACAUAUUACCGGCGGCAUUGAGCAUCCAGAAAUUUUCAAUACAAGAAUUACGAGGAGAUUAGCCUCCGGCGAUGCCAGCGCUGAAAUUAUGCUGCAGGCUCUGAUGCAGGAUAUCUGCCUACGGCGCAAGAAGGACAUGAAAUUUGUAGAUCUGAAAAUACCCGAAAAAAAGGAAUACCUUCAUAGAAUCGCUUUCCACCCCGAAGAGAAAAGGAAAUAUGAGGCAUUACUUACGGAGGCACGUGGUGCUCUGGCAGAGUACCAGGCCAAGGCAGUCGGUCAGAAGGGACAGUUCCAAGGCGUCCUCGAACGGCUUUUGAGAUUGCGACAAAGAAACAAACUUUCGGAGGAGUGUCUACUUGAACCAGCGGCAGAGGGUUCCUUUGACAAGAACUUUGAUAUAACCACUCAAAGCUCUAAGACAGAGGCAAUGAUGCAGAUUCUCCAGGCAACAUUAAAUAAGCAUGGGUCAAAGGUGGUCAUCUUUUCCCAAUGGACGUCAUUUCUGAACAUUGUCCAGAACCAAUUGGAUGGCGCCGGGAUCAAAUAUAGCCGCAUAGACGGCAGUAUGAACACGGAGAAACGUGAUCGUGCAGUCCAGGCACUAGAUAACGACGCCGAAACUCGUGUCAUGCUAGCCAGCUUGGCGGUUUGCAGCGUCGGGUUGAAUCUUGUAUCUGCAGAUACUGUCAUUUUGUCUGAUAGCUGGUGGGCACCAGCAAUUGAGGAUCAAGCUAUCGACAGAGUUCAUCGUCUUGGCCAGACCAGAAAGACAACGGUUUGGCGUCUCAUUGUGGAAGGUUCAGUCGAAGAGCGGGUUCUGGACAUCCAGAAGGAGAAAAGGGACCUUGUAACUAAGGCCUUCCAGGAAAAAGAGAGGAAAGGCAAGCAUACGAAGGACACGAGAAUGGCAGACAUUGCGAAACUGUUGUCUUGA
Metarhizium acridum CQMa 102 is the source of this 3093-nucleotide messenger RNA. Lineage: Eukaryota; Fungi; Ascomycota; Sordariomycetes; Hypocreales; Clavicipitaceae. The record is from RefSeq and is a predicted model, not a curated record.